CUUUCAGUCUUCCCCAGCCCCUAGCGGGCAGCGCUGUGGAUACCGGGUCCAAGUCCAGGUCGCUGGCAGCAGCGCCAGGUUGCUGCGGGCUUCUUAGACUCCUGCCUUCCCGACCCCCAGGACGGUGCAGGCGUCUGGUGAGAUAUGGCUAGCUCGUGUUGCGAGGAAGGUGCGGGCCAGGAGGAGGAGAGUUUUCUGUACUUCGCCUAUGGCAGCAACCUACUGACGGAGAGGAUCCACCUCCGAAACCCCUCGGCCACGUUCUGCUGCGUGGCCCGCCUGCAGGAUUUUAAGCUUGACUUUGGCAAUUUCCAAGGCAAAACAAGUCAGAGGUGGCAUGGAGGUAUAGCUACCAUUUUUCAAAGUCCUGGCGAUGAAGUGUGGGGAGUAGUAUGGAAAAUGAACAAAAGCAAUUUAAAUUCUUUGGAUGAGCAAGAAGGGGUUAAAAGCGGAAUAUAUGUUGUAAUAGAAGUCAAAGUUUCAACUCAAGAAGGGAAAGAAAUAACCUGUCGAAGCUAUCUGAUGACAAAUUAUGAGCCUGCUCCCCCAUCCCCACAAUAUAAAAAGGUUAUUUGCAUGGGUGCAAAAGAAAAUGGUUUGCCACUGGAGUAUCAAGAGAGGUUAAAAGCAAUAGAACCAAAUGACUAUAAAGGAAAGGUCUCAGAAGAAAUGGAAGACAUUAUCAAAAGGGGGGAACAAAAGCUCUUUAGAACAUAACAGAAUAUUCUGUGUACUAAUAUAAAAUAUUUUUAACAUUUAAGAACAGGGAUCUGGGAUAUCUCCAUGUUUAAUCUGUUCUCUACAGUGUUCUGAAGGGGUACCUCACUUGAGUGUUUCCAUAUUUUCAGACUAUAAAAAGCAGCUGGGUUAAAAGUUAGACAGUUAAAAAGGGACUGUGCAGUCCUGGAGUGACAAGUGGAUGUGGGUACUCCUGUGGACACUUAAAGCUGUUUUCUUGGGUUGAUUUUAAGUGUCCCCUUGAUCUAUGACAAGGAUAGUUUUGCAGUCUGCUUGAUGAUGGUGCUGGUGAAUUGCUCUGCUCUGUCUAGGCUUUUUUUUUUUUUUUUUAAAUCAGUUUAAUAAAAGUAAGCAAACUACUGACACAGUUAAUAAUAAAAUUUUGGAAACUGGAAAGAUGA
This is a messenger RNA of Sciurus carolinensis (gray squirrel), 1139 nucleotides long. It is a transcript of the gene Ggct, whose product is annotated as gamma-glutamylcyclotransferase. Bases 145 to 717 code for a protein of 190 amino acids. Gene Ontology annotation, molecular function: gamma-glutamylcyclotransferase activity. The transcript is spliced from 4 exons. NCBI's taxonomy places the organism in Eukaryota, Metazoa, Chordata, Mammalia, Rodentia, Sciuridae. The record is from RefSeq and is a predicted model, not a curated record.